Messenger RNA from Phragmites australis (common reed), 999 nucleotides. Its product is annotated as stem 28 kDa glycoprotein-like. NCBI's taxonomy places the organism in Eukaryota, Viridiplantae, Streptophyta, Magnoliopsida, Poales, Poaceae. Gene Ontology annotation, molecular function: acid phosphatase activity. Bases 40 to 840 code for a protein of 266 amino acids. The record is from RefSeq and is a predicted model, not a curated record. The transcript has 3 exons.
GAGCACACAAAGCACAGCAGGCAAGAUCCAGUGGCGACGAUGGCAGUGGCUAAACUCCUCGCCGCCGUCCUCCUCGCCCUCGCGGCUAGCUGCGGCGCGUGGGAGGUGAAGCUCGCGAUCGAGGACGACGUGCCGUUGAUCCACAUGCUGCGGCCGCUGCUGGGGUCCGGCGGCCACCUGGGCCGGCGCGGCCGCGUGCCGUGCGACAGCUGGCGGUUCGCCGUGGAGACCAACACCCUGCGCGGCUGGCGGACGAUCCCGGCGCGCUGCGAGAAGUACGUCGGCAACUACAUGCUGGGCGGGCACUACCGGAGCGACUCACGGGCCGUCGUGGACGAGGCCGUCGCCUACGCCGAGGGCCUGAACCUCACCGGCGAGGGCAAGGAGGUGUGGGUGUUCGACGUCGACGAGACCACCCUGUCCAACCUCCCCUACUACGCCGAGCACGGCUUCGGGGCGGAGCCGUACAACUCGACGCUGUUCGGACAGUACGUGAAGGAGGCGAACGCGCCGGCGCUGCCGGAGUCGCUGCGGCUGUACAAGAGGCUGCAGUCUCUUGGCAUCAAGCCGGUGAUCCUGACGGGGCGGCGCGAGGACAAGCGGGAGGCCACGGCGAAGAACCUCGAGCUCGCGGGCUACGUCGGCUACGAGAAGCUCCUGCUCAAGCCGGUGGACGCGCGGGUGCCGUCGAUGGAGUUCAAGUCCGGCGAGCGGAAGAAGCUGGAGGACGCCGGGUACGUCAUUGUCGGCAACAUCGGCGAUCAGUGGACGGACAUCCUCGGCGCGCCGGAGGGCGGCCGCACAUUCAAGCUGCCCGACCCCAUGUACUACGUCGGCUAGCUCUCUGUACGCUCUGUUUCCCACCCAUGCAUCGAGCAGCAGCACAGUGCUGCUCUUGCAAUAAUGUCUGCAAGCCUCCAAUGUGCGUGCACAAACAAAGACGGUCACGCGUCAGUUAUUCAAAUAAAAUAACUAAAUUUUAUCCUAAAAAAGCCAAUA